AGGGGCAGGAACAGUCAAUGAUGAGUGUACGCUGCCAGAAAUAAAGGUGUAGAAGAAGGACGCUGAGCUGCUGCUUACAGGAAGUGUUGAGCCUCAGCCUGGUACCUGUCUGUCUGUGCUUGUUGUGUUCAUUACAUCUAACACAACAUAUCGCUGGUCCAGAGUGGAUCCUGCCUUCACCGUCUCCAUCCUCCCAUUGUAUCUUUGCCUCAACUCCUUGUGUGUGCAAGUUGAUAGUGUGUGCACCUGCUGUGCCUGUUGAGUGUGUGUGCUUUCUGUGUGUGUGUGUCUGUGUAUAUUCACUCUUGGCCUAUAUGAGUGUGUUGCUUUAGGAUAGUGUAUGUAAGUGUGCAUGUGUGUGCCCACCAUGUCCCCGUAUCCCUCGACGCUCCAGCUGAGUCCAUGGGUGUGUCUUCACCUCCUCUGCCUGCUGCUGCUCCUCACUGAGUCCGCCUCCUCCACCGUACCUAACUCAGUUUCCCAGCUCAACACAACACAAGGUGAUAAUGGUGCUGUCAGUGAACAUGCAUCAAAUCUACCAGUGAAUAAGCAGUCAGAAGGCUUAUCUGCAUCCAUCAACCACACCUUAGACGGCUUAUCCUCAACCCCACUCAACCAAUCCUUAGGAGGACACCAUCCAUCCAAUCAGCAGCCAGUAUUAGCAGCUUUUCUUCCAUCUACCACUACACAGGCUGCUCAUAAUGCACCCAUCACCAGCACUGCUGCUACACACCCUGUGAGGACUGUAUACACAACCACUUUACUGGUGACAACUACAACUACAACAACAACACCAACACCAACACCACCAACACCACCAACACCACCAACACCACCAACACCACCAACAACAACAACAACACCAACAACACCAUCAACAACAACAACAACAACAACACCACCAACAACACCAACACCACCAACAACAACAACACCACCACCAACAACGUCAACUACAGCAAUACCAACAACAACAACCAGAAGACCAACGCCAUUGUCUUCUGCAGCAGCACACCCUGCAACAACCACGCUGGUUAACACAACUGUUACUAUGACUACAACCACCGGUACGAAGAUGCCACCAACACCACCAGCGGCUGCCACGCAACAACCAAAUGCUCCAAGCACUGUGCUGCCACCAGUUCAGACGUCUUUACCAAGCGGGCCCACCACCAUCAUUGUUAGUAGUACCAGUACUCCCGGCCAUCGCAAUGAGCCCGGUGCCUCUGGAACGAGAGUUGCCAUGGUAGACGUUGCGGGGGAGGCUCUGACGCUGCAGCUGGUGGAUACUUCAUCUUUACUGUCCGUCCUGCUCUUUGGCCUGCUCUUCUUCUUGGCCACGGUGGCUGUGUUCGUCACACAGGCCUACGAGAGCUAUAGGAGGAAGGACUACACCCAGGUGGACUACCUGAUCAACGGCAUGUACACAGACUCCAGAGUGUGAGGGAUGAAGCACAACGUGUGGAGAUGUUUUUGCCCUUGGACUAGGAGACUAAAAUGGAAGAUGGACUGGAUGGUGGCGCUGUGAAUUUUUAUGGUGAGUCAGUGCUGCUGUUAGACAGUUCAGAGGGGAAGUAGGACUGGUCUACUCUGACCAACAGCUCACUUAACGCUUUGUUCUUCCCUGCUUCUCUUUCUUUGAUGGUUUGAAUGUGAAGAGUUUGGCUUGUCCCAGUUUUGCCAAAUGUUUAGCAACAUAAAUGGAGGUUAUCUGGAUGUAACUCCAGUUCUAUGCGUAUGUGCAAAGCCCUCUAUUGAUCCACGACAGAAUCUCAUCCACAUUGCUGUUCAGUCAGUCCAGCUGUAGUUGGUUCCAGGGGGGCUGGACCAAUCAGGAUGCUUCCAAGGUGAUAAAGAACUCAACAGAUGAUUUAUAAAAAUAAAUAAAUAAAAGGUCUGGCUGAAAAAUACACGUUGGCCUAAUUGUCAAAUAGUUUGAGUUAUUGUACCUUUGCAGAUGAAUGUAGUCACACAGAAGUCUCGUGCUCAUUAAGAACGUGGGCUGUCACUUUAUAGCGUAAUGCAUUUCUUCCCAAAUUCAAACCAAUGUUUGAAUUUGGAAUAAAAAGUGACGGCCCUAUUAAGAACAAAAGCAUAUUUGUGAAUAUUGUAUUGUAUUGAGAUGCAACUUUCGAAUAACUUAUUCAACAUAAAAAAGACCAUUAAAAAAAAUAACAUUUAAAAGCAAAAACUCCAAAUUCAUUAUAAAUGUCUCUGUCAACAGGCUCUUCAAUUAGCACGUCUAAAACACAUCACAUGCACAAUAACUCGUUACCACUGGGCAACAAUUUAGUAUCUUUAUUAACAUCUGUCGUAUCAUUUCAUGUAUUCAAAAUGUAAAUUUGUCUGAUGUAAUGCAUAAAACCUGUCUGUCUGAAUGCACUUACUUGUAGAUCCUGGUGGGUAAGGUGUAAUUAUAAGUGAUAGAAAAGUUAUAGUACGUGUACUCCAGUUGAAUUAUCCUUUUGAAAGUAGCUGCCCGACUAAAUGCCAUCAGUAACAGUAAUGUGCCAUGAAAAAGUGACUUUACAGCAUAGAGAGCUGGACUUGAACCAGCCUCAGAGAUGGAUGGAUGGAACUUUAUUUAUCCCGAGGGAAAUUGUUGUGCGACCUUCGGGAUAAAUAAAGUAUCUAUCUCUGGUAGACAAGCUUUCUCAGAAAGACCUCGCUCUGUAUUAAGUUUCCCUAGAUGUGGCCUGAUGCCUCAGGACCAAGAAUACACUGCGUGGUGUCGGUAGGCCAGAGACGGACCACCGAGUCUUCUUAGUCAAGUGGUGGAGUUGAUGAUUUUUCUCAUUGUCUCGUCAGUCUGUUAACGUUGGCUCAGUGUUCGUGUGCUCGUUCUGAGCAGCACAGGCUCUUGUUUGUUUGGAUGCGGCUGCUUUGGUGACGAAGUUACAAAUGAAAGUCAGACUGACUUAUUAAAGCACACUGCCUAAUACAGUUUACACUAAGAACUAUUAUUAAUAAUAAUAAUAAUAAUAAUAAUAAUAAUAAUAAUAAUAAUAAUUAAGUCAGUGCUGGUUACAUUAAUGACUCUCCUUUGAGGAUCUUGAUCAAUGAUUUAAAAAAAAAAAAAAAAAAAAGUGAAAUUCGGCAGAACAGCUGUUGGUCUUAUUCCUGCAGCUGUGCAGACCCGCCCUGACUGUGGUUGCUCACACACAACAUAUUGUAGCUUGGAUUGACUGGUGGAAAUAAAAACUGAAGCUUUCUUGGGAAAACCCUACAACAUAAUCCAACCUUUGUAUCCACCCACGACAUGUGACGGUGAUGGUUUGUGUAGCUGUUUUUUAUUGUUGUUAUAUUGGCUUGAUAAAACAUGUCUUUAUUUCACUCCUUUAAAGACACAAUGGGACAUUCUGAGAAAUCCGCUUGUUUGAAGUGAACCCUACAGUUCCAACAUGCUAUCACUGCUAUCAUUGACACGGUCACAGAAACCAGCCAUCGUUUGAAGUAUGUGGACAAUAUCAGAUGAAACUCGUCCACAUCUUCUCCUCUUACUGUGGUUCAUUUUCCAAAUGAAUGUUUUAGAUUUUAAUGAGUCUUAUGAUUUCUCUCUCAUUCCAUUAGCUUUCAUUGAUGCCAGUGACAUCUCAGCUGUUUCUCAGCGUUUCAUGUUUUUGCUCACGUCCUGCAGUGAGUCAUGGCAACAGCCGUACGAGCUUAUUUCAAUAUAUUUAAUAUUUUUGCUUUGAGUGAAUGUAUGUUUGAAUCCUCAGCUAGUUUGAAUAAUAGAGAUUGUGUGUCUUCUGUAUUAAUCCACCCUCUCUCUCUAUUAAUGACCAUUUUGUGGGUUAUAUUUUGUCCAUAAUUCCUUCAAAUUGCUUAAUAUGUAUGUCAUUUUCUCAUGUUUCUGUUUCGAUGUUUUAUAUUUGACUGAACAUGGAUCCCCAGCCACUUAAUUUAAUACUUUUUGGAGACAUUUCCUUCAGCAUAGAAAAAAACUCAGCACUAUGACUUCUAUUUUAUAUUCUGUGACUUAGUUUUUCUCAUAAGCAUCCUUUUGUGUUAUCACAAUUAUGGGAUUUCUCAUAAUGAGAUACAUUUCCCAAAAGUCUUAGUCAGAUAAUUGUCUAAAAGUUUGAAUUACGUUUGACAAAGUGAUGAACACAGACCCAGCCGUGUCUGUUAGUUAUGAACAAUAUAUGAUAUUAGGGAUUAUGGACAGAUAUUCUACUAGCCCCUGAAUAGUUCUCAAUAGAUCCCCAAUGUGUUGAGAACAGUGUUCAUGCUACACACCGAGUUAUCGUUACCUUUUCUCUUUUCUUCCCCACUUUGUAUUGGCGUUCUUCCUCUGAGGGGUUCAUGGUUGAUGGACAAUCGCCAAAUAAUCACUGAAGCACAUUAUUGUAUGAUAAAGCCAAGGGAAACAUAAAGCCAUUAUCAAUAUGUGACGUGAAAGGAAGAUUUAUGAUGUAUCAUAAAUCGCACAGCAGAAGAUGUUUUGAAAUGAUAAAGUAAUGUUUGUGCUACAGAGUAUUCCUGCAGUAUCUACAGUGAAACGCAUUCUGUUUGACCCUCGUUCUUUUUAUUUAAUUUUCCAUUUCUUUAAUGAUGCCAUAAUUGAUUUGUUGUUUUUCUUUUUCUUUUGUUGGAGAAGAAAAACCUCAACUAUAUUUGAAAAAUGUCUGGUUUUAGAAAUGCAGGGAAUAUUAAAAUCGGUUUACAAGAGCGUAAGAGGCCAUCGGUACGGAAGCAGAGCAGCUUUGUUUGAAAUAAUUUUUGUCUUGAAUAUCUGAUGUUUAUCUCGAGAUCAUGGUCUUUAUUGCAGUAUCUAGAAAACGAGAUCUUUAUCCCGUUAGAACCACAAAACGAUAUCUUUGAUGAUUUGAAAACUGCUUAACGUUGUCAUCUUGAGGUCAUAAAAUAAAGAACUCAAGAUGAGGGUAAAUGACUUGGGCUGCUCAUGCAUGGGUGCAAUUAAUUUUAUUUGUAUUGUUUUCAUGGUCACUGACUAAAAGAAUCUCGGCAUGACUAAAAACAUUUUCUCAUCAUAAAAUAAUUAUUACAUGUCAGCAUAACCCAAACCAUCCUACAUUCAAUAUUGAGACGUUAGGUAACCACUCCUGUAUGUGUGUAUGUACAGAUGAGUAGCAGAGUGCACUCCAUGUUCCCUGAUGAUCAGAAGCCAUCUGGGUUAUCCUGAGAUCACUAAAUGAUUCAGCGGUCAUUGGCACUAAAUGGAAGUCUUCUUUCGCCUUCUGUAAGACUGACACGAGGUAACAGUGAUGACCCAAACGUUUCCCCUGACCAUUAGAAGGUGGAGCACACUGAUGACUGUGUCCAUGACAUGAGUGAAGCGUUUUCAAGAUUUGAUGUUUUUCUAACUUUAAUUUAGAGUUUCUGAUGUCAAUAAUUGUAAAGUGUUCCUGGUCCUGUCCGCUUGUGUUCAGGGCGGAUCUGAGUUUGCAGUAACUGAUGAGCAGAGAGACACCUGCUGUGUGCCAACUCAACAUUGUACAAAUGCACUUUAAAAAGAUAUUUUUACUUGCAAAGAAUAAAUAAUAAAAAAGAACCAAAUUGA
This is a messenger RNA of Cottoperca gobio, 5524 nucleotides long. RefSeq lists its product as uncharacterized. The record is from RefSeq and is a predicted model, not a curated record. The transcript has 3 exons. The coding region runs from base 353 to 1444 and encodes 363 amino acids. NCBI's taxonomy places the organism in Eukaryota, Metazoa, Chordata, Actinopteri, Perciformes, Bovichtidae.